AACACAGCGUUCCAGUCCACUAGCGCGUGAAUACCCUCGUGCUGUGCUAAUCUGAGCAUCGUGGCGAAACCGCGCAUUCUUACUUGUCUGUUUAUGUGUUUUUUUAUUCGGGUUGUUAUUCUGUGAGAAUGAACGGCAUGGGGAGCACGUGCAUGUUGGAGGAGCUCCGGUCGGACGGCAGAGCGGAGGGACGACGUCGCCUCAGACUCACCUUACAUGAGCAGAGCCCACAAAAGCCACCGACUGGAGGAAAGCCCAUUGGUAGAGCGUUUGCCUUGGUUCAGCCGGCCAAUGAGAGGCAGCCUCUGAAGACACAGCCAAUCAAACCAGAAGAGAAGGUUGAAGUCAUAAAGGUCUAUCUGGAGGCACGGAGACAGGAACAGGCAGACAGUGAAGAGAGUCUGAAAAUGCUCUCACAAGAGGUGUCACAAAUCCAGGAGGUGAGAUACUGUCUGAAAUCCCUGAGGGAGCAGAUGGCUGCAAAGACCAACCACAGAACAGAACACAAGUUGCUGUUAACUCAGAAUGGUCUCGGUGAAGAGACUGGACCCCUGCCAACAUCUGCAUUAACAUGGGAUAGUGAGGACAACCAGAAUGAAGAGAGCGAGGAGGACCCCGCCAGGAUGAGAGAGGUUAGCCGGCGUCUCUACUCUCAACUCCAGGAGGCAGAAAGGAGGCACCAGGAGGAGAGAGAGAAGCUCCAGGCAGAGGCUUGUCAGUAUAAAAGGGAGCUCUCCGAGCAGAGCAAGCGUCUGAAGCAGGCCCAUGACUCCGCCCAGCAGCAGGACCAACAAAUCAGAGAACUCCAGCGCCUGAUGGGCGGGAUGGAACAGGAGAGCUCUUCCCUGAGGGAGGAGCUUCUGAUCAGGGAGGCAAAGCUUCUCCAGCUGCAGGAGCUGAAGGAGGAGGCCGAAGCCAGUAGGGAGAGACUGGAGGAACUGGAGAAGGAGAAUGCCAUCCUGAGAGAAAAGAUCCACCACCUGGAUGACAUGUUGAAGAGCCAACAGAGGAAACUCAGACAGAUGAUUGAGCAGCUGCAGAACUCUCGUAUGCUGAUUCAGGAGCGCGACCGUGUCAUCAAAGAUCUGGAGGAGAAAGUAGCCUUCCUAGAGGCAGAGAACAAACAGAUGCGUGACCAGAUGGACUACCUCCUUGAUGGUCAAAGGUCAAGCUCACAUCUGCUGCCAGAUCACAAUGCCCAGAUUGUUUACAGUAAACCCCUCAAGCCGUCCACUCAAAGCAGUAAGAGUCUGCCCUUCAUCAAAGUGAUAGAGAUCAAAUCCUGAACGCUCCUAUGGCAGCGUUGCUAUGGGGAUGCUGUGACAACAGCACAAUCGUUCACCAUCCAUGCGCCACGGCAACGUGCAGCACGGCGCAGCUUUACGGCUUUGACGUCUGACUGGCUGACUACAGACGCUUGUUACCACAGCAGCUCAUCACGACCUGCCGUGGCUAAUUUCUUUAUUAACACGCAAGUAGGGAACUUUGGUUGUGGGUGGGCGUGAACAGUACGGUGUCAGUUCCCACGUGUUUUUUAGCAUGUUAACUCUCACCUAAAUGGAAGUGUGAUCUUAGGUGUGGUUCAGAACAGAGUAAGAUCUAUUCAAAUGAAGUACAACAGCUAAAGCUAAAAUGGAACUAACAGUCCAACCCAACCAGACCAGUCGAGCUAACAGAAAAACAGACUACAGCUUUACCCCCGUGAACACAAUAAGGCCCAAUCUCUCAACCUCUCUCUCUCUGAGGUUUCAGGUAUUUGAUACGUGUUCUCUCUCUCUCUCUCUCUCUCUCUCAUUUGAUACGUGCUCUCUCUCAACCCGGCAGUCAGCAUUAAAUAUUAAUCAUUUGAAACCCUUGACAUGAGGUCAGGCUGAGCUGUAGGAAGAAGAGAUUUCAAUGAGGGAACAAAGUGUAAAAUGAAGUCGUAAUGAAGGAACUCUACAGGAGCGUUACAGACCAGGUCUACACGAGUCCUACUUACAGCUGAAGUGCAAAACGCCUCAGCUGCAACUUCAAAGUGUCCUGGUUUUUAAAUUAUCACGCUAAGCCCAGAGGUCUUUAAAUGACUAAACCCAGAGGUGUUUAGCCAGACAACUGUUUAAACAUCUCGCUAAACUGAGACAAGGCGCUUAAAUAGUCUCGCUAAACCCACAUUCGAAUGCACAAGCCUGUUUACAGAUAUCUCCAUGGUAACCCGUGGCGAUGAGACUGUGGUUUGUUUUGUUCUGUUGAAAGGCAGAGAGUGCCACUGGUGUAUCAGGGACUGGUUUUCCAGGUCCCACUCUGGGAUGUGGGUAGUUUGACUAGUGAGGAGUUUCAGGUGUGUCAGUUUAGAUUCCGUGCCUCCUGCUCCGAUACCGAGGAUACACCCUGCUGGCAGUAUCAAGAAUUUCCAUCACAGUCCAACAAAAGCAAAUAAAACAAUUCCUCCCACUGACAUAUGGUAGUACUGAAGCUAAUGUAUUCAGUUCAUUUCAGUUCCCUGAUGUUUCAUCUGUCUGUGAGUUUCACAACAUAAGUUUUUAAAAAUUGUUUUUCUUCUGUAAAUGGCCGUAAAAACACAUCACUGCUGCACAUUCUGUUCUUUAUUUAAUAUUAAAAACUAUUUUUGUAGUGAAACCUUUGACUGCUUUUAGAAUUAAAUGCAACAUAUAUUUAUAUAAGAUGACCUUUUUGGCUAUUUGAAUAAAGUGAUCUGAAAGCUU
Messenger RNA from Electrophorus electricus (electric eel), 2705 nucleotides. It is a transcript of the gene tuft1a, whose product is annotated as tuftelin 1a. The record is from RefSeq and is a predicted model, not a curated record. Gene Ontology annotation, biological process: intracellular signal transduction. NCBI's taxonomy places the organism in Eukaryota, Metazoa, Chordata, Actinopteri, Gymnotiformes, Gymnotidae. Gene Ontology annotation, cellular component: intracellular anatomical structure.